AUGGGUGAGGGGGAGGGAUUCGUCUAUCUGCCAAACGAACGUCUCAUAUAUACCUCUCCACCGCGUACCAGUCUGUCGUUGCAACCACUCAGCUCAUACAAGGGCAAAGAUACCCUUUCUGUCCAAAGCAACGCCGGCUGCAUCUACCUUACCAACCAGCGGAUAGUUUACCUGCCCGCCCAGAAAACCAAGGAUUUCCAGAGUUUCUCUGCUCCACUACUCAACGUGCUGGACUCCCAUGUUUCGGCGCCCUUUUUUGGCCCCAACGUAUGGACGUCGCUCGUGCAACCGGUCUCCGGCGGAGGAAUCCCGAGCUCUUUGCCGGCAGUACAGCUGAAAGUGACCUUCAAGGAAGGCGGGGCCUUUGAUUUCCAUACGAACUUUGAGCGGAUCAAAGAGCGUCUGCAGCAAGCUGUGGAAAACACCCAAGAGGCGCCUCGAGGGCAGAGAUCUGUCGACUUGACGGCCGUUCAUCUCGACGAGCUACCAGCUUACGAUGGUCGGCGUACCUCUCCCGACGAGAUAAGCAGUUUCACGGAGACUCGUCCCGAAAGCCACGGAGCGCCGCCUGUUCCCCCUAUAGAGGCCGAACCGCUGGAGCCGCCUCCGGGCUACGAAGAGGUCCAGCAGCAGAGCAUUGCGGAAUUAGAUGAAUCGAUGCGUCGUUUCAUCAACUCAAUUGAUCGCUCUGCACGGUUCACGAUGGGUUUCUCCGAGCUUUUCUCCGACGUGAUGUCCUCCCUGGGAUUCGCCGAAGUCCAGGCUGAGGCUCCUGCCGAAGACGUCGACACCCCUUCCACCCAGGACGAGCCCGAGGCGGAAGAGAAGUCUGCUGAGGAGAGCACCGAGGAGUCCGCCGAAGAGACCCCCGCCGAGGAGGAGCCUGAGCAAGAAGAGGAGGCCGAAGAGGAGGAGGAAGAGGAAGAGGAAGAGGAAGAGGAGGAGGAGGUUGAGGACAUUAAGCCCAAGCUCGAGGAGGAGUGUGCCAACUCCUCCCAAUGCGCUCCUUACAAGCACCACUACGACGAGUGCGUCGAGCGCGUCACCCAGCAACAGGAGGAUGAGGACUACAAGGGCCCCAAGGAGGACUGCGUCGAGGAGUUCUUCCACCUCGCCCACUGCGCGACUCAAUGCGCUGCCCCCAAGCUCUGGAAGGCUCUUAAAUAA
Messenger RNA from Penicilliopsis zonata CBS 506.65, 1167 nucleotides. RefSeq lists its product as hypothetical. Gene Ontology annotation, molecular function: chromatin DNA binding; transcription coactivator activity. Lineage: Eukaryota; Fungi; Ascomycota; Eurotiomycetes; Eurotiales; Aspergillaceae. Gene Ontology annotation, biological process: positive regulation of DNA-templated transcription. The record is from RefSeq and is a predicted model, not a curated record. The coding region runs from base 1 to 1167 and encodes 388 amino acids. Gene Ontology annotation, cellular component: nucleus. The transcript has 5 exons.